GCUUCAUGAGUGUCCAGAAGAAGAGCCGCACAUCCUGCUGGAGUGUGACAGCGGCGUGCUGGAUGCCAUACAAAAACAUCUGAAACUGUACAGGAUCCGGAGGAAAGUAAACAUCACCCCUUGCCUUGACCUCUCUUUGUGGGCCGUCAUCCCCGGGGAGCGGGCUGGAGACAUUGCCGGUUCCCUUGCUAAAUGUGCAAACCAGGCUCUGAUUUUAACUCCUGAUCCCAGAACAGAAGUCAUGGGCUGGAGACUGAUUACAAAGAAAGGAGCAAAUCUGUCAGAAAUUAUCCCUGGGAGUCACAUUGGAAACAUUCAGGAUUACCACAGGCACAGGUAUAAACAAGGAAUUCCCGAAGGUGUGAAAGAUCUCCCUCCUGGAGUAGCCCUCCCACUGGAAUCAAACUUGGCCUACAUGAAUGGCAUCAGCUUCACCAAAGGCUGUUACAUUGGACAGGAGCUGACAGCCAGGACCUACCACAUGGGUGUCAUUCGCAAACGGCUGCUGCCAGUCUGCUUUUCAGCUCCUCUUCCCAAAGACAGCAUUCCCGAGGGUGCUGAGAUCUUAACAGAAUCGGGAAAGUCAGCCGGCAAGUUCCGGGUUGGAGAGGGUGAACUUGGUAUAGCUUUGUUGAGGUUAGCUAAUAUAAAUUUUUUUUUAAAUAUAGCAGGUGAUAAAGUGAAGCUCACUGCAAGUAUACCCGAGUGGUGGCCAAAAACUGCUAGUAAAUAAAUGAGGAACCAGCAUUUGCCUUAUUGAGAAUAUAUUUUGUGUGAUACGUUUGGGAAGG
Cariama cristata (Red-legged seriema) is the source of this 791-nucleotide messenger RNA. It is a transcript of the gene IBA57, whose product is annotated as IBA57, iron-sulfur cluster assembly homolog (S. cerevisiae). The transcript is spliced from 2 exons. The record is from RefSeq and is a predicted model, not a curated record. The annotation marks the transcript as partial. Lineage: Eukaryota; Metazoa; Chordata; Aves; Cariamiformes; Cariamidae. Gene Ontology annotation, molecular function: protein binding. Gene Ontology annotation, cellular component: mitochondrial matrix.